AAAAAUCAGAUAUUGAUGAAGUGAAGCGAGGCAAACAACAAACAGAAACAGCAUAACAUAAAGUACGGCGUAAAAAUGUUGCAGCUAAUGCAAAAAUGACCGAUGAGCGCAAUAAUAGCAGCAGCAACAACAACAACCACAACAGCAACAACAGCAGCGGCAGCAGCAGCAGCAAUAACAGUGCCAAUAACAGCGAGCGCUUAAUUGCAGAGGCGGCUGCCAAGUUUUUACUCAAAAAUGGUUUAAACGGUACCAAUGCAGCAGCCGCAGCGGCCGCUCAACUGCUAACAACAGUAGCUGCAGCUGCUUCUGCUUCUGCCACAUUUCAACUGCCUGCCGCACCAGAACUGAAGACACCAACAACAACGGGAACAGCAACAACAACAACCACAUCAACAUCGACGUCAUCAUCAACCUCAUCAACAACACUAUCAACGACAUCCAAUGGCAUCACGCCCACUUUGUCAGCGCCCACUAAAACAAACAGCAGCCAAAGCAGCAACAGCAGCAGCAGCUGCAAUAGCAGCAGCUCAAGUCUUCUCACCAUGGCGACGGCCUCUGCCACGGCGCUCGUUGCCGCCUCUGCCGCAGCUCCAAAAGCGCCCAUCGAUGUCAUGUCGGGUGUUCUGGAUUAUAGCUCACUAAAUGGUCCAAGUGCUGCCGCUGCUGCCGUUGCGGUUGCCUCAACAACAACAACGAAGAGCAGCAAAUUUGGUAACGGCAGCAGCAGUGGCUUUGAUAUGGGCAGGCAUCCGAUAUCAACGCACAGCAACAACAGCAUGCCAGGCUUAGGUGGCCGGCUGCAGUUUUUCAAAGAUGGUAAAUUCAUAUUGGAACUGGCACGGGCUAAGGACGGCGAUAAGGGUGGUUGGGUGUCGGUGCCGCGAAAACCAUUUCGGACACCAUCGGCGGCGACAUCGGCGACGGUGACGCCCACAUCGGCCGUGACAACAACGUAUCCAAAGAACGAGAAUUCAACAUCGCUAAGCUUUUCGGAUGAUAAUAGCUCCAUACAGUCAUCGCCGUGGCAACGUGACCAGCCCUGGAAGCAGACGCGGCCGCGUCGUGGCAUCUCCAAAGAACUGUCGCUCUACUAUCAGCGUCCCCGCCACAAUGUGGUCCUUAGCCAAAGUGCGCGACAGGCAGCGGCGCGAAAACGACGUCGUCCCUAUGAGCCAACGCUUGCUAUCGACGAUCCACUGUCGAUUUUUGAGCGCAUCCAAACGCUAGAGAAUGGCGAUGAGACGCUUAAAGCUAUAGACACGCCAGAGCAGGAGCAGCAGUCAGAUAAUGAAAUAAAAGUUGAGCCUGAUGCGAUAAAAGUGGACGAGGAUGAUGUGGCUGAUGAGAUAAAGACAGAGCCGGAGGCAAAAACGUGUCCGGAUGAUGACAGCAAAGAUGAGCUUAAAGCUGAAGCGACUGUGGAGAAAAUGAACACGAGCGAGGAUGAGGAUGCCAUGUCCGUGACAGUGGACGAUGCGACACCAACGACAGCCAGCUUGCUCAACGGCAAUUCCAGUGAGCUGAAUGGCGAUCUCAAGUAUGAGAAGGAGGCUGGCAGCGAUAUGAGCACAAGGACGACAACAUCAGCGGCGACAGCAAUGGCAGCAACAAAAACAACAACAACAGACAUAAGACUUAAAAAGCAGAAACCCAGAGCCAAGCUCAAUAGCAUCAUACAGAAACUAAUCGACGGCGUUCCCGCACGCCUCGAGCAAUUGUCCAAGACACCAGCAGCGACGGCGGCAACAGCAGCAGCAUCAUCAACAGCGCCAACGUCAACAGCAGAACGUAACAACAGCAGCAGCGGUGGCGGAGCCAUCGGUAGUCUAAGUCACUCCUUGGCACACAAGGUCUCGCCGCCAUCGUCGGCAGCGGCUGCCAGCCGUCUAGUCGAAUAUCAUCAUCAGUCGCCGCGCAAGCGCAUACUGCGUGAAUUCGAGAAGGUAUCGCUGGAGGAUAACAAUGGUUGUAUUAACAAUGGCAGCGGUGCCGGAGGAGGCGGCGGCGGCGGUAUUGGUUGUGGUGGUGGUGGCAGUCUCAGUGGUAGUGGUGGCGUUGGUGGCAAACGAAGUCGCGCCAAAGGUGGCGGCAGCAAUAGUAAUACAUUAAUAAGUAGCACACUGGCCAGCAAAGCAGCGAUGCCAAUGAAUCUGGCGCCGCCGCAGGCCAAAGUGAUGCUGACCACACCCCCCACUACAACUACAACGACAACAGCAGGAGCAGCUGCAACAGGUACACAAGCAACGCAGCAGCCGACACGACUGAAUAGCUCAUAUAGCAUACACUCGCUGCUGGGCGGCAGCGGCGGAAGCAGUAGCAGCAGCGGCAGCAAAAAGAGUCACGAUCAGCCGGCGACGAUAAUCAGCAAUGUGCAUCAUUCGCAUCAUCAUUCGCAUCAUCAUCAGCAUCAUCAUGGCUUGUAUGGCAGCAGCGGCAGCUCCUCAAACUAUCCACGAGCGCUGCUCCACUCCCCGAAAUCACCGGAAAUGGGCGGCAGCGGCAGCAAUGGCGGUAAAUCGCCAUCGCAUGCGGCCAGCAAGAAGCAACGUUCGCCGCCAUAUGCCGCCGCUGCCGGGUCACCGCUGCCCAUCGACUACGGGCGGCGCACGCCGCCAGAGAGCAGCUAUAAGCUGGCCCAGCAGCUGCAGCAGCAGCAUCAUUCCUUUUAUGCGCCCUAUGUUGGCGCUGGCAUUCCACAGACUGCUGGCGGUGGCGGUGGCACACGUGAUCUGUUAUCGCCGCCGCGUUCAUCGAGCGCCUCGCCAGCUGCUGCUGGUGGUGCUGGGAAUACGCCGCAUCGCACCGUGCCCAAGAAGACUGCAUCGAUACGACGCGAGUUUGCUUCGCCGACAACCAGCUGCAAUAGCAAUAAUAGUAAUACAAGUUGCCCUUCGCCCAGCGAGCGGAGCAACACAUCCUCCCCAGAGCAGCGACGCCAUCUCCAGCAACUUCAGCGUGCAUCGCCAAGCGCACAAGCUGCAGCGGCACAAGCUGCUGCUGCCGCUGCUGCUGCCGCAGCUGCUGUCGGUUCACCCUUGCAUUAUUAUAUGUAUCCGCCGACGGCGGCGACGUCGCAAUUGAAUGGUGGCGGCACAGCCAGUCCCACGCCGACGACAAGCAGUGCAGCGGUUGCAGCUGCUGCUGCCGCUGCCGCUGCAGCUGCAUACAUUCCAUCGGUGGUGUCGCCAUCGCUCUACCAUCCAUACAUAUCGACGCUUGCGGCGCUGCGGCACAAUCCGAUGUGGGUGCAACAUUACCAGGCAGGCGCUGCGCCGCUGUUGCCCCCACCACCACCACCGCCGCCGCAGCAGCCGCCGCAGCAGCAUUCGCAUCCACAUCCACAUACGCAUUCGAGCAGCGGUGGAGCCGUGGCUCGACUAUCACCACAAUCGCCGUAUCAUCCUUUUGGCUAUAAUGGUGUGAGUGCUGCGGCUGUUGCUGUUGCCGCGGCCGCUGCGGCCUCAGCAUUUGGCCAGCCAUCGCCAUCGUCAACGAAUCCUGCGCAUAUGGCACAUGUGCAUGCGGCGGUGCAUCCGGUUGCGCAUCAUAAUCAUACGCCGCCCACACAUUUGGCCGAGCAUCGAACGCACACGCCAAAACUGACUGAUACUUGUACUGACCAAAUGUUGUCAACAAAUGCUGCAGCGUCGUCGUCGUCUUCGUCGUCGUCCAGUCAUCAUCGCACCACCACCACCAGCACCACCACGACCAACAUUUCCGUCUCCAGCGCCAGUGCACCAAUUGGUGGUGGCAUCGGCGGUGCAAGCGGCAGCCUCGCCUCCUCAGUACAAUCCGCAAUGUUUCAAAAUAGUAGUCUAAGAAAUGAACUAAGUUCAGACUUACCAUUGAAUCUGUCAAAACACUGAGAGACCCUCACAUGUUCCCUUGCACCACCAACACCACCACUAAACCCCAGCCCAGCGCUUCCUUUCCAGUGCCUGGGCAGCCCUCGAGUUAAGUACAUUAUUGCACUAGUAGAGCUUAAGAAGACGACAUUCAAACCACACACACACAACACACACAUAACUAUCGGAUAAGUUUAGCUGAUAUUUUAGCUGUAACUCAAUUGUUUUGCAUUAAGUUAGCUAGGGUUUUUAUUUUAAGGCCGAGACAAUUCAAAAAAAAAAACUUCGAGUUUUUCCUAAAAAAAAGAGAAUCAAAUCUUAAAAAGUUUUCAAACCCGUUCCAUAACUAUUUAUGCAAUCAGUUAAGAAUAUAAAUAGCCAACACGGCAUGUAUUUUUUUGGCCAACAUAUUCACUAACCAAACUUUGCAGUGAAAUAUAAUACAUAUAUUUUAUUUAAUCUUUUUAUUCAAAUUCCCAGAAGAUGCACGUCUUGAAGAAUCUCAAAAAAUAUAUUUAAAGACCCGUAUUUCAAUGUCCAUUGAGAUAUCGGCCCUUAGAUGAUUUUUUUUUUAUCAAAACAUUUCCUUGAAACAGACUGAACUUAAAAUUUUUUUAGAGAGAAGAAAAAUAAGAAAUUUAACAUAGACCACUGCAUCUUACUUUUUAUAUGUAUGUGUGUGUUAUGUAACAAAACAUUUUGAAAAAAAAAAAAACGGAAGAAAAAAA
Molecule: messenger RNA, 4576 nt
Organism: Drosophila grimshawi
Lineage: Eukaryota; Metazoa; Arthropoda; Insecta; Diptera; Drosophilidae
Gene: H
Product: protein hairless
Exons: 5
Coding region: 96-3869 (1257 amino acids)
Source: RefSeq, a predicted model, not a curated record